ACCAUGGGAAAGAUCAUCUUCUAUGAGGACAGGAACUUCUCCGGACGCUGCUUUGAGUGCGGCUCCGACUGCGCCGACCUGACGUGUCACCUGAGCCGCUGCCGCUCCAUCCGGGUGGAGAGCGGUGGCUUCAUGAUCUACGAGAAGCCCAACUACUGCGGGAGCCAGUUCUACCUGAGGAGGGGAGAGUACCCGGACUUUCAGCAGUGGACGGGCGAGGACGAGUCCGUCUGCUCCUGUCGCCUCGUCCCCACGGAGCCUGGAUCCUUCAACAUGCGCCUGUACGAGCGGAUCGAGUUCGGCGGGGAGGUGAUGGACCUGGUGGAUGACUGCCCCAGCGUCAUGGACCGCUUCCACAUCAACGACAUCUUCUCCUGCAACGUGACGGACGGCCACUGGCUGUUCUACGAGCACCCCGACUACCGUGGCAGGAUGUACCUGAUCCGGCCCGGCGAGUACAAGAGAUUCAGUGAGUGGGGCGGCAGGACCGCCAGAGUGGGCUCCAUCAGGCGGAUCAUGGACCACUGA
Molecule: messenger RNA, 528 nt
Organism: Salarias fasciatus (jewelled blenny)
Lineage: Eukaryota; Metazoa; Chordata; Actinopteri; Blenniiformes; Blenniidae
Product: gamma-crystallin M2-like
Exons: 3
Coding region: 4-528 (174 amino acids)
Biological process (GO): visual perception; lens development in camera-type eye
Molecular function (GO): structural constituent of eye lens
Source: RefSeq, a predicted model, not a curated record